Colletotrichum navitas is the source of this 1421-nucleotide messenger RNA. Its product is annotated as ATP synthase subunit G. Gene Ontology annotation, molecular function: proton-transporting ATP synthase activity, rotational mechanism. The record is from RefSeq and is a predicted model, not a curated record. The coding region runs from base 376 to 990 and encodes 204 amino acids. Lineage: Eukaryota; Fungi; Ascomycota; Sordariomycetes; Glomerellales; Glomerellaceae. Gene Ontology annotation, biological process: proton motive force-driven ATP synthesis. The transcript has 3 exons.
GUACCUGAACAACCUACCUAAGUGAGUGAGUGCCUGACGAUUGGGUUUUUCAUCUCUUUGCCUUGGCCAGCACCAAGCACCCAGCACCGAGCACCCAGGCUGGAAAUCGCACGCACGGACCACUCGUCCGGCUCGCAACAACAGCACAAGCGAAAUCUUCCGAGAGGUCGGAGGCAGACUCUGGCAGGAGAGCUCUUUUUUUCACCUCACGCAAAAACAUACCCCCAUCACCACCCCCUUCCCAUCAAUUGGCCGCCAACGAAGCUCCCUCUUCGACCCUGGAGCCGCCCACAUCGACCUUUUCCGAUUCGACUUCUAGAUACCCCGUUUUAAUCCCCUUCUCUCCGACCUCGACGUCCCCAAACGGUCCUCAAAAUGUCUUCCGCUCUCGCCCGCCCGCUGAUGCGGACCACCGCUCGCACUCUCCCUUCGCGCCUCGCCCUCCGUUUCGAGUCUACCACCACCAAGAAGGCCACUGAGUCCGCCAAGGAUGCCGCCAACAAGGCCAGUGAGUACUCGGCCAAGGCCGCCCAGGGCCUGAGCCGCGCCGCCAGCGCCGCCGGUCCCGCCCUCUCCAGUGCCGUCGGCGCCCUCGGCAAGGUCGGCGGCCGCACUGGCAAGGUCAUCAACUUCAUCGAGAAGCAAGUUCCUUGGGUUGUCUAUUACUCCCGCGUCGGCCUUGAGCUGUCCAAGAUCGUCUUCCACGGCCAGAAGAUGGCUCCUCCCCCCGUCAGCACCUUUCAGUCCUACUUCCAGCGCGCCCUGGAUAUCCUGAAGAACCCCAACACCCUCCUGAAAUCCGUGUCAUCGACCGCCAACUCCGCCGCUGCCGCCAAGCCCGCCGACAUCGCCUCGCGCAUCAACACCGCCUCCGUGGCCUUCGGUGCCGUCGUCGCCGCUGAGUGCCUCGGUUUCUUCACCGUCGGAGAGAUGAUCGGUCGCUUCAAGAUUGUCGGCUACCACGGCGAGACCCACGCCGCCCACCACUAAACGAGCCGACUCCGAGCUUCCCCAUCUCGUGUCGAUUCGAAGGGAAAACGUGAUGGGGGCUGGUUGCUUCCUCAUUAAUUCUAACUGCAUCUAAAGGGAAAGAGCGCAAUUGGUGGUAUCGGGAUAUAGAAAUCGGUGGAGGGGGGUGUUUUUUUGGAACCAUGACGUGAAUGCUCGAUGCCCUUGGUAGAGGUUCAUGUAUCCAGUCGCACAGCUCCCGGUCGAGAUCUGUUCGACCGCUACGGAGCUGGUUGUCUGGGAAACGCAGAAAGAGAACGGUUUGACGGCCUCGGAUUCGGUCGUUGGGUCGCUUCCUUGACAGGCACCUUAUUAUUUCCUUAUGUAGACUCUGUACAUCACACGUCAAACGCAGCCCACGCACGCUGCGAAACCUGCCUCCUGCGGGUAAAUAACAGGAAACCAUUUGAACC